UAGACGUAACCAAUGAAUCACAAAGCAAUUUAUAUCAGCUGUAAAUAUGUAGACUCAUCAAUACAUACAUAUGAGAUAUAAGUAUAGUGCCUGUAAUAUCUUAUGUGUGUAUGUGUAUGUAUAAGAUGUUGUUGCUCCUAAAUUUGAAAAGAGUCCACCAUACAAUUCUUACAUCUUCGUGAAUAAUUCAUUAUUUCCUGCAACAAUUCAAGAUUUCCAUUGAUGUAGAAAAUCUAAUGCUUAUAUAUACAUAUAUACUUUAAAAAGAUGCGUUUCUGUUUUGAAUUUUAACCAAAUAUGGGUUCUUUAGCCCUGAGUGGGUUCAAUGGUAACCUCUCUCCAUCAGUAGCAUCUCAACUGCUGAAGAAAUACACGACUUAAUUCUCAACCAGUUUUCCCUUAUGAGUUCCACCUGAAACAAUCACCAUGGGCCUUUAGUUUAGAGAAGUGCAACACAAAAAAUAACAAUAUGUCUCAGCAAACAUAUAUUCAAGAUUUAUCAUCCAGUGUAAAUAGUUCAGUGACUAAUCAGAAAUCUUCUAUACCUGUCCACAGCACAGAUAACAGUUUAUGCACAAAAAACUUCCAGUUAAUGCCAUCACUUCAAAUUCUACAGCAAGACCAAAAAUCAAAAACUUCCAUUUCUGAUCAACUUAGUUAUAAAGACAUGAUUUGCCAUGUCAGUGGAUACCAGGCCCACAAUAUCGGGACCACUGUUUCAAAAUCACUUAAUAUUCCUAAUGUGAGGUGUCAGAGAAAUCAUGAAGAACAUUCUCAAUCUAAUAAAGAUGGGUGUACUGCUGCCGGCCAGGAUUUUGAGUCCCAACGAUUUCACUGCUCAGUGUGCAAUAAAAGUUAUGCACGAUCUAAUCAACUGGUAUGUCACAACAGAAUUCACACGGGAGAAAAACCUUAUGCCUGUGAUGUUUGCGAAAAAAAAUUCACUCGGUCAGAUCAGCUGAAGUACCACAAACGUACCCACAGUGGAGAAAAACCUUACCAAUGUACAUUUUGCACAAAAAGUUUUGCACGUUCAGACAAACUGAAAUGCCACAUUCGUGUUCACACUGGUGAGAAACCAUAUCAGUGCAAAACCUGUGAAAAGCAGUUUGCUCGCUCUGACAAACUACGAGCCCAUGAUCGCAUACAUACUGGCGAGAAACCUUAUCAUUGUGACCUUUGUCCAAAAAUGUUUGCUCAGUCUGAUAAGCUACGAUGUCACAGACGUAUCCAUACUGGUGAGAAACCUUACCAAUGCACUGAAUGUGGGAAGCAGUUCUCCCGCUCUGACAAACUUGUCCAGCACAAACGAAUUCACACUGGGGAAAGACCUUUUCAAUGUAAUAUUUGCUCAAAACAGUUUCUUCGUUCUGACAAAAUGCAGUUACACCGGAAAACUCAUUUUGUUGCACCAUCGACAGUUUUGUUAUCAAAAGUUACUGGAAAACAACAGAGUCCAAAAUUGAACAACCACACAGAACCUCAUCACACAAUCAGUCCAUCAUUAACCAACGAUGAUGUUAUCUGCAUUGAUGAUACUGAACUGGCUGUCCUUACCAACAAAAACUUAAAGGAAUACAUGCCCAAUAACCCCUAUUUCUGGCCAGCAGUCAACUGAGGAAACAAGAUAAACCCCUUUUAACCCCAGCUUCUGACCUACAAUCAAUUAAAAUUGUUGCUCAAGAAAAAUUAUAUCUGUGAUUUCACAUCCAGGCAGGACUACAAACUGCAUCACUAUCUUGGUUUGCAUGAACAAUACUAUUAUUCCCUACUACUUUCAAACUUUGAUCCAUCACAUUUGCUCUUGUAGUAGUUUCCAAAGAUACCAUUUGCUAUUCUUUGAAGAUAACUUCUUCCACCACUAUGUUAUUAACAAUCCAAAGAUAGGAGCUACUGUGUAACCACUUGACCUGUUAAAAAUAACAGCCAAAUCAUCAAAUCACACACUAUUAUCUCAGGAAAAAAUGGAAGGAUGCAGAGUAACCACCUACUCUAUAAUACUUUCGCUAUUUCAUGGACCUUCAAUUUUUAUUGCAUUUCUGACUAUGCUGAAUCAACUUCAAUGGCAAUCUUUUAUUUUGAAUCCAUUUAGGGGAUAAUCUCACCACCAUCAUCAUCCUCAUAGCAACAGAGACUCUUCAGAGGUCUACCUAAUCAAGGCAGAGUCAAGACUAAUAAAAAAUCUUAUUAUGACAGACACCUCAAAAAUUUACUCAAUCAGGGCUGAAUUAAAGCUAAACAAUUGCCAUGCUUUCAUAUCCGCUUCUGUUUCCUGCCAUUAGAGCCAGAUUCCUCUCUCUCUCUCUCUCUCUCUGAUACACUUCUACCCCAUGACAGUCUGCUUCAAAAUAAUAAACUUCCUUCUCAUUCAAAAUA
Molecule: messenger RNA, 2376 nt
Organism: Octopus sinensis (East Asian common octopus)
Lineage: Eukaryota; Metazoa; Mollusca; Cephalopoda; Octopoda; Octopodidae
Product: zinc finger protein 239-like
Exons: 2
Coding region: 470-1618 (382 amino acids)
Biological process (GO): regulation of transcription by RNA polymerase II
Cellular component (GO): nucleus
Molecular function (GO): DNA-binding transcription factor activity, RNA polymerase II-specific; RNA polymerase II cis-regulatory region sequence-specific DNA binding
Source: RefSeq, a predicted model, not a curated record